UCAUUUUAAAACCGGAAGUCUGAUCACGACUUCGCCAACGAGCUCCACUUCAAGCUAAAGUCGAUGGUGCACUUCGAGCGGGAUAUUGGCGACAGUUCCAACGUGUCCGCCAAACAACAAAAGCGUGAUCGUUACGAAGAAGCUGGAGACGAGCAGCACAUUGGGACAACUGUCAUGGUCAAGGGCGGUCGUAAGCAAGGGCGUGGUCGCAACUAUGGUGGUGGAGACGCAAAGUGCAACUCGGUGGGACAAUUCGAGCAGGACAUUGGUCCCACUUCCAUGAUUAAGGACGGCUAUAAGCAAGGAAACGAUCGUAAAGUAGGCGCUGGAGACGGCAAGCAAAACUCCAUGGAGCAAAUCAAGCAGCCAAUUAAGAAGACAGCCAUGGUCAAGGCCGGCCACAAGCAACGUCGUGCUCGUAACGAUGGAGGUGGUGAUGGAUAA
Messenger RNA from Drosophila persimilis, 444 nucleotides. RefSeq lists its product as uncharacterized. The transcript is spliced from 2 exons. Lineage: Eukaryota; Metazoa; Arthropoda; Insecta; Diptera; Drosophilidae. The record is from RefSeq and is a predicted model, not a curated record. Bases 64 to 444 code for a protein of 126 amino acids.